Podarcis raffonei (Aeolian wall lizard) is the source of this 1961-nucleotide messenger RNA. It is a transcript of the gene TSR3, whose product is annotated as TSR3 ribosome maturation factor. Gene Ontology annotation, biological process: maturation of SSU-rRNA. NCBI's taxonomy places the organism in Eukaryota, Metazoa, Chordata, Lepidosauria, Squamata, Lacertidae. The transcript is spliced from 5 exons. Bases 30 to 1028 code for a protein of 332 amino acids. Gene Ontology annotation, molecular function: rRNA small subunit aminocarboxypropyltransferase activity. The record is from RefSeq and is a predicted model, not a curated record.
CGCCUCUUUUCCCCUUGGUGCACGAGGAGAUGGGGCGGAAGCGGCAGCAGCAGCAACGGCGGCAGCGGCAGCCCCGGCAGGGACCCCCUCACGAGGCCUUCGCGGAGGCGGAGGAUGAGGAAGGCCCCGGCGGCGACUCCGGCCCCAUCUCGGGCGGGGACCCGCUCCGCGGCCACUCUUCCUCCUCCCCCGUGAAGGACGCGGCGGCGGGGUCGGCCGAGCCGGAGCCGGGUAGCGGCAGCGUCCGGGGAUGCGGCGAAGUCCGGGCCUCGCCUUCUCCUCCGCUGGCCAUGUGGGACUUGGGCCACUGCGACCCGCGGCGCUGCACGGGGCGGCGGCUGGCAAGGAAGGGGCUGGUGCGGACGCUGCGUCUGGGGCAGCGCUUCGGAGGCGUCAUCCUCAGCCCCGCCGCCACCCGCUUCGUCUCCCCCGCAGACAGACAGAUUGUGGCUCAGAAUGGAAUUGCGGUGAUUGACUGCUCGUGGGCAAAGCUGGAUGAGACGCCGUUUGCCAAGAUGAAGGGAAGCCAUCUCCGCCUGCUGCCCUUUCUGGUGGCUGCAAAUCCAGUGAACUACGGCCGGCCAUGCAAACUCUCCUGUGUGGAAGCAUUUGCAGCUACUUUCUACAUUGUGGGAUUCUCUGAUCUUGCCCUGAUCAUCUUACAAAAAUUUAAAUGGGGAAACGUGUUCCUUGAUUUGAAUAAAGACCUCCUGGAGAAAUAUGCAGCCUGUAAUUGUGAAGAGGAAGUACUGAAAGUUGAACAAGAGUUUCUGGCUCAUGCCCAAGAAAAAGAAAAAGAAGAAAUAGACCCCUUUGAUAUUGACUCUGGAAAAGAGUUUUUUAAUCCCAACAGGCCUGCCAGAGCUUCAGGAAUAACUGCUGGUGAUGAAAGUUCCGAUGAAGAAACAUCUGAUGAGGAUGAUGCUGGAAAGAGUAGCAGCUCAGAGGACCUGAAUGCAACAUGUGCUGCACACAGCAAGCCAGCUGUGUGGGGAAAAACUAAAAACAAACCAAGGUUCCAAUCCUGAGCAUUCUUACAAGGAAGUAAGUCCCAUUGAACUCAGUGAUGGGGUUUGCUUUUAAAUAAAGCCUGUCUAGGAUUGGGCUUGACUGCACUCUGCUCUGGUGACCCCAGUGGGUUAAGAAUAUAUACAGAGUUGGUUGAGAACCUGCUUCUGUUGAUAGCAGUCCCCACUUACUGCUAGCAAAUGGGGCCUCACUGUCUCUCUUCUGCUGUAGUGGCCGUACACUGCAACUGUGACACGCUUUUAAAUCACAAUUUCAACUAGUUUCUACUAGUAGAAUAUGUUGUGAUGUUGGAAGGAAAUAAACUGGGAGAGGUUCCCUGAAAGUAACGCCUCCACCUCUCAAUUCGGUACCUCUCCUGAUACCUGAGAGAGGCUUUGGCCUGGUGGCUGGGAAUGCAGAUGCUGAAUGAGAAGCUCCAGCUGAGAUGGGCAGGCACCCUGACCCUUCUUAUACUGCUGAGGGUGAAGAACACAAGGGACUACCUUGCUGGAGCAAGGCCGGACUCCAAACACACACCCCUCCAUCCUCCUCCUGUGAGCUGCCUCUUGGGGAUCAGAUGGUAGCAAAACAAAGGUGGCUGAAAUUGUAGUGUUACAAAAGCACCCCAAGCCCAUUGCAGCAUUUAACUUGUGUCACUUGUGCCUUGAUACAAAAAAAAUUCCUCACUUUUCAGGCAAGAGGAAAGAUGAAACUGCACUCUAAGUUUCCUUAGGUCACCAGUGGGGUGUGGGACAGUAGCCAAUGAGAAUAUCACCAGGAUAAUGAAGCUACUGGGUCUGACACAUGCAUUUUCAACCCUUCAGUCUCUAUUGUCCAGCUAAAAGGAUGCUUUGAUGUGAAGGAAGGAAAUCCUUAUAUGGCAGUAUUGAAAAGCAUACCCCUGCCCCCAACAUGUAUAUUCAUGGGAGUGGAAUAAACACUAAUGUACCAAA